AUGUCCCGUGUGGAGGCUUAUGGAGAUUCGGAGCUGCGCUCGCAGCUGAAAGCAUGUAGAACUGAGAUCGCGAUGGCAAUCCACGACGCGUUCCCCCUGCUGUAUGGCCUGGCAGAUCAUGAUAUCAUCUCUGACCGACUGCUGGGGGAGACCCUGGAGAGGAAGAAGAAGGAUGGAAUCCAUAAGGCUGUGUAUUCUCUCCUAACGUGGCUUCUGGAGCAGGACACCUCGGUUCUCCAGGCUUUCUGGGACAAUCUCUCCAAAGAGUACAAUCAGGAGAGCUACCCCAAACUGCAGAGCCUGUUCGCUAAUUUACCCAAAGGACUGAGGCUGGGGAGCAGGGCUGCUAGGAGCCCCAGACUAGAGCUGCAGAUUCAGGGUCAGCUGGGCAAGAAGAGGGGUCUCAGGGAGAAGCAGCUGACCCAUCGCCCACACCACUACUCCAAGAGAGCGCUGCAGCCCAGCUCAGGGGGAAAAGGAAAGCCUGUGAGGAAGACAGACAGCACGUCUCUCUCUCAGGUUUCAGUGAGCAAAGGCGUGCAGUCUGUGUCCGCCUCGGUCCAGCGGGCUGUGACACUGACCGCUGGUGAACUUCCUGCAGGCUGUGGGAAGGUGGAGGAAAUUCUCAUCCAGCAGGUCAUCGAGUCUGGAGGGGCUAAGAAGUGUAUUAAAGUUGGAGGAGAGUUUUAUUCCUCUGGAAAGCUGGAGGAGACAGCCAGCACUCACAUCCCACAGACAGUGCAAAGUGAGGGUCACCAGCAGGGGGAGCCAAACACCAGAGCUGUGUCAAACAUUCAAAUGGUCUAUUGUGUUUGUGUCUGAAUAUGAAUCCAUCCAAUCUCCAUGUCGUGUGUGCACCUUCAGGUGGAGCGUAAUGAUGACGAGUGUUCGGUGUGUAAAGAUGGAGGAGAGUUGAUUUGUUGUGAUGGAUGUCCUCGCGCUUUCCACCUCAACUGCCUGGUGCCUCCACUCACCUCCAUACCCAGCGGUACUUGGCGCUGUAAGUUCUGUAACGGAAGCCGAUCGAUGGUGGAGAAGACAUACACGCCUCUGCAGCCUCCAGUUCACACUCCUCUGACUGAGAGCAGCUCCAGCUCCACGGUGGACUUCUCUUUCUUCUCCUCCACGUCUCUCUCUGCAGUCACAGGCAGCAAGAGCACACAGCCUGCAGGAUUCCAGUCUGCAGACCCUGACCUGGCGGGCAUUAGGACCCCCUGUGGGAUUUGCCAUCUCACCCGUGGAGAGCUGCUCAUCUGCCCUCAGUGCCUGCAGAGCUACCAUCUACACUGCAACUUCCCAAAUGGGAGAUCUAGAUGCAGAACCUGCUCCAGGAUGUGGGGGUCAGCAGAGAGUGAGACACCAUCCAGGACUGUGCAGGUGUCUCAGCGUCCUGGUGACCAGGGUCCGGCUCACUCUGAGCAGCAGAUCAUUAAUAAAGAGGAGAUGGACUCCUUCAUGGGGGAGAGCUCGAUUGAUGGGAUCCUGCAGUGGGCCUUCCAUAACAUCUCCCGUCCACUGUCUGAGACUCAGGGCUACUUCCAGUGACCCUGUGAUGGCCAGAGGAUCAUUCUUAAUGUGGUUAGUUGAGGAAAUGUGGAUUAAUUGAUUGGUUCUAAAGCAUGGCUGGAGGUGCGGCACAGUCAGACCCUCUCUCCAGCUCCUCAGGGCUGUAUGUCACAUGAUGACGCUGACCUAAACAUGUUCAUUAUAUAAGAUGUGUUUGUUUGUUACUAUCACACUUAAAAUAACACUGGUCUGGUAAA
This is a messenger RNA of Colossoma macropomum (tambaqui), 1763 nucleotides long. It is a transcript of the gene aire, whose product is annotated as autoimmune regulator. Gene Ontology annotation, biological process: humoral immune response; regulation of transcription by RNA polymerase II. Gene Ontology annotation, cellular component: nucleus; cytoplasm. The record is from RefSeq and is a predicted model, not a curated record. Gene Ontology annotation, molecular function: DNA binding; DNA-binding transcription factor activity, RNA polymerase II-specific; translation regulator activity. Lineage: Eukaryota; Metazoa; Chordata; Actinopteri; Characiformes; Serrasalmidae.